GCCAUCAGUGACAGGCUUGCUGUUAUCAAACUGCCUUCUAAGCUCAGACAUGUCAUUGGUGAACUGAAUAUUUAUAUCCUCCCCAAAAUUUAUGUGAUGAAAUCCUAACUCCUAUGUGAUGAAAUCCUAACUCCUCCCCAAAAUUUAUGUGAUGAAAUCCUAACCCCUAAGGUUGCCCUUGGGCUCUGCCUAUAGGAACCCGGACCAGGACGGGUGGAAUAGGUAUACUCAUGACAACACAAACCCUAAAAACAUUAUGCUUAAUGCCAGAAGUAGAAACCAAAGGUAAAACCUGAAGUCAUACCAUUUACAUACGUGAGAAGUGCACAUGUAUUAUACAACACCAAUUUUGCAAAAAUACCCCCAAACGCACAUAAAAGAAUUAACAGUGGUAUUGGGCCGUGUGUGGUAGCUCACACCUGUAAUCCUAGCACUCUGGGAGGCCAAAGCAGAUGGAUGGCUUGAGUUUAGGAGUUGGAGACCAACCUGAGUAAGAUCAAAAUCUCAUCUCUACUAAAAAUAGGAAAAAAAAACAAAACUAGCUAGGUGUAGUGGCACAUGCCUGUGGUCCCAGUUCCUAGGGAGGCUGAGGCAAGAGGAUUGGUCAAGCCCAAGAGUUUCAGGUUGCUGUGAGCUAUGAUGCCACAGCACUCUACCCAGGACAACAGAGUUAGACUCCGUCUCAAAAAUAAAAAAAAGUCUUAUUGAUUAAGAGGCAUUAGCUGUUGGACAGGGUGGCUGCUAGAAACAGCAUUAUGUGUGAAUUUUAAAAAGGCAUGCUCCCCCAAACCCCAGUAGAAGCAUCCCUUUUGGGUAGAGAAGGCUUGAUGGGCAGAAAGAAUGAAUGAAUGAAUGAAACAUGAGAGGUGCCUUGUUGGACCAGUGAUGAUGAUUUACCAUGCAGAAGGUGGAGAUCUGUUCAAAGGUCUGUAAGUGCUAACAUUUAUUCUAUUCUACUUCCAGAAAUUGUUAGGGCAAAGGGUCUCCCCCACCCAACUCCAGGCUCAAGGGGGAAGGGGGGGCUAAUGUCCUAGGGUCUGUCCCUAGCAGCAGAUUCCUGGCUGGGGUCAGGGGGAUCUGCCAGUCCCUGUUUCACCUCUUGCCCUGGUGGUCUCUAUUACUAAUCUUGCUGGUUGAAACCUAGGUCAACAAUACUCCCUAAUGGUGAGCAGCGUGUGGGCAGCUCUGGGGCUGUCCCUUACCUGCAUCUCAGCCCUCAGCCUCAUCUCCCCUGCGUGGUUCCAGACACACACUUUCUCCUUUGGUGUCCUCACCUACUGCUCUUCGCCUCAAGGUGACAGCUGGAACCAGAGCUGUGUGACCUUCAGGUCCCUCAAGGAUAUUUCUGACUUUCCUUGGAAGGUCUCAGCUGUGAUGCUUCUCGGAGGCUGGCUGCUAUUGGUCUUCAAUGCAAUUCUCCUCCUGUCCUGGGCCCUGGCCCCCAAAGGGCUGUGCCCAAGCAGGGUCAGUGGCCCAAUGCCAGGGGUGCAGGCAGUGGCAGCCACUGCCACCAUUGCGGGCCUGCUGGUUUUCCCAGUCAGCCUGGCUUCCCCAUUCGCCAAAGCAGUCUGUGAAGGCUCCUCUGUGUACCAUGGUGGAAGGUGCCAACCAGGCUGGGGCUAUGUGAUUGCCAUCUUCAGUGCAGUCCUGGCCAGCCUCCUGCCUGUGAUCAGCUGGCCUCGUGUGACCAUGACCAGCAUCCAGGGGAUGACCAUCUUCUUCUCCAGCGACACAGAGAGAAUCAUCCUUAUGCCGGAAAUGAACAAAUAAAAAUCUCCCAGGAGAAGCAAAAAGAGUGCUAGAUCUAGAGUUGUAUGAAAUGGUCACAUAGCUAGUCUCAAAUCCAAGCUCUACUGCUUCCUUGUGGUGUGACCUCAGGCAAGACCCUUCACCUCUCUGGACCCUAGUUUUUCCUUCUAUAAAAUCAAAGUUGAAAUAAUGCCUACCUCAUGAGGUUGCUCUGAGAAUUAACUCCAGUUUCUUUAUAUAAAUAAAGCACUUCGCACCAUGUCUGGCACACAACACUCAAUAAAUGUUAGCUACUAUUAUUAUAAUCUCUACCUCACAGGGUUGUGGUAGGAG
Messenger RNA from Nycticebus coucang (slow loris), 2082 nucleotides. RefSeq names its product LHFPL tetraspan subfamily member 7 protein-like. The transcript is spliced from 3 exons. The record is from RefSeq and is a predicted model, not a curated record. Gene Ontology annotation, cellular component: membrane. Bases 1162 to 1770 code for a protein of 202 amino acids. Lineage: Eukaryota; Metazoa; Chordata; Mammalia; Primates; Lorisidae.